ACGUGAAACAAAAAAGAAAAGAAAAGGGAAAGAAAUAAACUAGGGUUAAGGACAGUGCGAGAGCAUACCAAGAGAGAGAUUGUUUUAGUUUUAAUUUCCAGAGCAAAGAUCAUGUCUCACAUAGCUGUGGAGAGAAACAGGAGAAGGCAGAUGAAUGAACAUCUCAAGGUUUUGAGGUCCUUGACUCCAUGUUUCUACAUCAAGAGGGGAGAUCAAGCCUCUGUAAUAGGGGGAGUGAUUGAAUUCAUCAAGGAAUUGCACCAAGUUCUCCACACUUUGGAGUCCAAAAAACGAAGGAAGACUCUAAACCCUAGUCCAGGUCCCAGCCCCAGAUCACUGCAGCUCACUCCCCAGCAGCCUGACAGCCCUUUCCGGUUGACUGAAAAUAAUCUCAAGGAACUUGCAGCAUGCUGCAACUCUCCGGUUGCGAACGUAGAGGCGAAGAUCUCUGGCUCCAACGUCAUCUUGAAAACGAUUUCUCGGAGAAUCCCAGGUCAAGUUACCAGGAUCAUCAGUGUUCUAGAGAAACUUUCCUUUGAGAUUCUUCAUUUGAGCAUCAGUAGCAUGGAAGACACUGUUCUUUACUCCUUUGUCAUCAAGAUUGGGCUGGAGUGUCAGCUAAGUGUGGAGGAACUAGCAACUGAAGUUCAGAAAAGCUUCUGCUCCGAUGCAGUUUAUGUCAACGAGAUAUAGAAGAAGCUGAUUAUCACAUAGUCUACAUUAGAAUUAAAUUAACUAUAGCUCUGAGUUUUGUCACAUAUAUUUCGGUAAUUACCCAUGCCGACACGCUUGUGCUUCUUAAUUUCCCAAGA
This is a messenger RNA of Diospyros lotus (date-plum), 812 nucleotides long. RefSeq names its product transcription factor MUTE. Gene Ontology annotation, molecular function: protein dimerization activity; DNA-binding transcription factor activity. The transcript is spliced from 3 exons. The record is from RefSeq and is a predicted model, not a curated record. Gene Ontology annotation, biological process: positive regulation of DNA-templated transcription; guard cell differentiation; stomatal complex development. The coding region runs from base 112 to 693 and encodes 193 amino acids. Lineage: Eukaryota; Viridiplantae; Streptophyta; Magnoliopsida; Ericales; Ebenaceae. Gene Ontology annotation, cellular component: nucleus.